CAAUCUACGGCUAACCUAGGGUUCCCGUCCCGUCCGGAUCCGUCGAUGGGGAAGGAGGGCGUGGUGGCAGGGCCGGCGGCGGAUGGGAGUAAAUCGCGGCCGGAGUGCAUCAACUCGUCCAACCCGUACCACGAGUGCACUGACUACUGCCUCCGCAAGAUCGCCGAGGCCAGGCAGCGCCUCGACGACGAGCUCCCCGACUCGUGGAAGCGCCCGCCCGAGCACCGCACCGUCCACCGGGACUGCAUCAACGCCUGCAACCCCUACCACGAGUGCUCCGACUACUGCUUCAAGCGCAUCGCCGACGCCAAGUCAGGGCUUGAGCGUGGGGAGCAACAGCCACCAGCUGACGUGGCCACCGCUGCCGGCACGUCUGAUGCCGUGGAGCAGCAGCAACUUGAAGAUAACGAUGCCGACGGACAGGAGGGCGCAGCCGCGGAUGACGGCUACCCGCAGAUGACGGAAAAGCAGAAGAAGCUGUUCGAGCUGCGCCUUAAGAUGAAUGAAGCGCGGAAAGCGAAUCAGCAGGCAAUGGUUGCCGAGAAGAAAAGGAUGGAACCGCGGGGCGAGAGCCGAGGUGUUUCUAAGCAGAAGUGGCUGGACGACAGGAAGAAGAAGAUCGGGAAGCUGCUGGACUCAAAUGGCCUUGAUAUGUCCAAGGCGUACAUGCUCGAUACGCAGGAGACUGCAGAAGCCAAGUACAAGAAAUGGGAGAAGGAACCUGCUCCAUAUGGGUGGGAUGUUUUCAAUCAAAAGACCUUGUAUGAUGCAUACAAAAAGAGGACCAAGGAUAUAGAAGUUGACAUGGAGGCGUACAAUAAAGCCAAGGAAGCUGAUCCUGAAUUCUACCGUGACGCCUCCAGUCUCCAGUACGGGAAGGUGUCCAAUGUCCCUGAAGAAAACAUUGACAAGAUGGUCAAGGAACUCAAGGAGCGGGAAGAGAAGCGGAAAUCGUUCAGCAGGAGGCGCAAGUUUAACGAAGACAAGGACAUUGAUUCGAUCAACGACCGGAAUGAGCACUUCAACAAGAAGGUUGAGCGCGCGUUCGGCAAGUACACGCUCGAGAUCAAGAACAACCUCGAAAGAGGUACUGCCUUGCCGGACUAAAACUGUACACAGCAGCUCGGUAUCAAGAACAGCAUGGGAAGAGAGGUAAGGUACUGGCUUGCCGGACUAAGGACCUUACACAGCAGCUAUCUUAUGGCGCUCAAGCUAACCACUCGCCUAGAGGCGUGUGUCCCUGGUGUUUUCCUUUUCGCAUGGUUACUUCUUGCCUGUAUGCUCGGAACUCGUGGCCAUGGUUCCAUUUUGAUUUGUAAGAAACCGGGGACUGGGUUGUCAUGACGUUAGGUUGAAGUAAUGUACAGACCAAGUUGUGCCUGAAUGGAAUGGUUGAUUUGUAAUUGUGUAUAUGCCGCGACGAGGUUUAUGUAAUUUAAAAUCAAUUCUGAG
Zea mays is the source of this 1452-nucleotide messenger RNA. RefSeq lists its product as uncharacterized. The record is from RefSeq and is marked validated. The transcript has 5 exons. Bases 46 to 1107 code for a protein of 353 amino acids. Gene Ontology annotation, cellular component: catalytic step 2 spliceosome; post-mRNA release spliceosomal complex; Prp19 complex. Lineage: Eukaryota; Viridiplantae; Streptophyta; Magnoliopsida; Poales; Poaceae.